Messenger RNA from Colletotrichum gloeosporioides, 1887 nucleotides. RefSeq names its product Repressible high-affinity phosphate permease. Gene Ontology annotation, molecular function: transmembrane transporter activity. Bases 1 to 1887 code for a protein of 628 amino acids. NCBI's taxonomy places the organism in Eukaryota, Fungi, Ascomycota, Sordariomycetes, Glomerellales, Glomerellaceae. The record is from RefSeq and is a predicted model, not a curated record. Gene Ontology annotation, biological process: transmembrane transport. The transcript is spliced from 9 exons. Gene Ontology annotation, cellular component: membrane.
AUGUCGGCUCUGCCCGAUCCUCUGGUGAGGAGGAAUCGCGGCUUUUUGGGCAGUGAUAGCUCUGCCUUGCCCCCCCGCGAUGAUCAGGAUCGACGCCAGCUGCGAUAUGAACUUGACCUCAACUCAUGGAAUCUCCGCAUCUGGGGCGUGGCAGCUUCUGGCUUUCUGACAGACUCAUACAAUCUCUUUUCUACCAAUGUCAUUCUCGCCUCCAUUGCCUUCGUAUACUGGCCAUCACACGGCUCGAGAUGGCAAGGCUUGCUCAUCAACUUCUUCACUCUCCUGGGCUCUGUCAUCGGGCAGCUUUUGUUCGGCUUCUUGGCUGACUUCUAUGGCCGGACCCGUCUCUAUGGUAUCGAGCUCGUUCUUGUGAUCGUGUCCACCAUCGGAGUAGCAACGAGCAGCUAUGGCUUCGACGACAUGAGUUUCCUAGGACUUUUUAUCUGGUGGCGCUUCGUCAUGGGUAUAGGUAUCGGCGCGGAAUACCCUCUCAGCGCAGUCAUAACCUCAGAGUGGUCGAGUACGCAGUCGCGAGGGACCAUGAUCUCUUCCACCUUCAUGAUGCAACCUAUUGGACAAGCUUUGGCUCAGUUGGUGGGUCUAUGGGUGCUUGUUGGUCGGGAGCAAAGCGCGGGUUUACAAGAAAUGCAAUGCGGCCUUGACAUGAAGUUUGACAGAGAGUGUCGUCGUACGGUUGACGGGAUUUGGCGCAUCGUCAUCGGCUCAGGUGCUGUCCCAGCACUCUUGGCUAUCAUAUUCAGGUUCUUCCUGUUCGACUGUGGACUAUACAGUCUAGAGGUCCGUAAUAAGCCCGGUAUUGCUCUGAGGAAUACGCAAAGAGUGUACGGUGCGCCUCCUGGUGCACCGGCUGGGUAUCCCAUGGCUACCGCUGAUGGAAUGCAUACCUCCAACUCGACACAGCCCAUGCCCAUUCAGUUCUCCAAGGAGGAUCUUUACAAAUACUUCAUCAAGGAAGGAAAUUGGUACUAUCUCCUAGGCACCGCUGCAACAUGGUUUUUUCUAGAUGUUUCUUUUUACGGGCUAUCACUCGAUAACAGAGGGACCCUGUCAGACAUGUGGGCAACGACGGGACCGACCCCUAUUGACGAAAGGCUGUCGUGCUGGAAUUCAAAAUGGGAAGAUGGUAAUGCCACAGCCAGGAUAUGGAGCAAGACCGGCCUGCCGAUUUGGCAAACGGAUGCAACAUUGCCGUGCAACACAAUUUAUGACGUGCUCCUAGAGCAGGCCAAGCAAUAUCUGCUGACCGUCUCUCUCGCCUCCAUUGCCGGCAGUGCCUUCUUCGUCAUAUUCGCGAACCGUAUCCCCAGACGUCUAUGGCUGACGAUAUCCUUUUUCGUUCUCGCCAUCCUAUUCGUCAUCACGGGCUGCGUGUACUAUGGGGUCAACCGUACUGAAGGUGCGCCAGCUACCAUCGUUUUCGUAGCAUUGUGCCAUUUCAUGUUCAACUUUGGGGCCAACACACUUACAUUCAUCAUCCCGGCUGAAAUAUUUCCGACUUGCUACCGCUGUACGUGCCACGGCAUCUCUGCCGCUGCCGGAAAACUCGGCAGCAUCGUUGCACUGCUCGUCGUCUAUGGGAUCAACUCGUCCUACACUGCCGCGAACCGACAGGGCCUAAUUUUUCUCCUUUUUGGCUCGUUCGUGGCCAUCGGCGCCGUCUUCUCCUGGGCCUAUCUACCCGACUCCCAGCGGUGGACGAUAGACGAGGACGGGCGACGUGUGCUGGAGCAAAAGACUCUUGAAGAACUGGGUGAGGGGCGGGAGAGGGCGAGGCAACUCGGCGAGGUCAUCACUGUCAAAGAUAAAUGGCAUGAUUUGAAGCGAAGGAGAUCAUCGCCUACACCUUCACAGGCUACUGAUCCGUGA